GUCUUCUGUCAUUUCCUUCUAAAAGCCAAACAAUAAUUUCUGGUUAGGCGCCAAGAAAUAGAUUCUUUGAGAAAAUAAAACUUGUCCGUCUACAAUAAAAGAAAAGCAACGACUAAUAUAAAAUGGAAACUAUGGAAGUAGCUCCAGCAGCAGUUCUUAACAAUCAUGUUACCAAGGGAGAGAAAAUGGAAGAUAUACCUGCCGAAGAAAUGACCUCCAGAGAUUAUUACUUCGAUUCUUAUGCACAUUUUGGAAUCCACGAGGAAAUGUUAAAAGAUGAAGUAAGAACGCUUACAUAUAGAAAUUCCAUGUAUCAUAACAAACAUUUAUUUGCGGGCAAAGUUGUUAUGGAUAUUGGCUGUGGUACAGGUAUUCUUAGUAUGUUUGCUGCUAAGGCCGGGGCUAAAAAAGUUCUUGCCGUUGAGUGUUCGAAUAUAGUGGACUAUGCUAAACAAAUAAUCGAAACCAACAAAUUAGAUCACAUCAUUACAAUUGUCAAGGGCAAAGUAGAAGAAAUAACAUUACCAGACGGUAUUGAGAAAGUAGAUAUUAUAAUUUCCGAGUGGAUGGGUUACUGUUUGUUUUAUGAAAGUAUGCUCGAUACAGUACUUUUUGCAAGAGACAAGUGGUUGCAGCCUGAUGGUCUUCUAUUUCCUGAUCGAUGCUCACUAUUUGUUACUGCCAUUGAAGACAGACAGUAUAAGGAUGAAAAAAUUAACUGGUGGGAUGAUGUUUAUGGUUUUGAUAUGAGUUCUAUACGCAAAGUAGCUAUUAGUGAACCUUUAGUGGAUGUGGUGGAUCCUAAACAAGUUGUUACUGGACCUGCUUUAAUAAAGGAAGUAGAUCUGUAUACUGUAAAAAAAGAAGAUCUGGAAUUUACUUCACCUUCAUGCUGACAGUUCGAAGAAAUGAUUAUGUGCAAGCUUUAGUUACAUAUUUCACAGUUGAAUUUAGCAAAUGCCAUAAGCGUAUAGGUUUUACCACUGCCCCAGAUGCUCCUUACACCCAUUGGAAACAAACAGUUUUCUAUUUUGAAGACUACAUGACGGUUAAGAAGAAUGAAGAAAUACAUGGAAUGUUUACAAUGAAACCUAACCCCCGUAAUAACAGGGAUUUAGACUUUGUCAUUGAACUACAUUUCAAAGGAGAGUUAGGAGAAGUGCACGAAGCCAAUAGAUAUAGAAUGCGUUAACAUAUUUUUCUAGUAUAAGUUUUUUAUCUGUUACUACUAUUGCAAUUGUCAAAUAACUGCAAGUUGAAAUCACUUGAUACAGAACCUUUGAUGGAUCAUUUAAAUGUAAAAAAUGUAUAAGUAAUGCUUUUUAAUAUUUGGUUGAUUCAGGCCAUAGCAGCUAGAUGUUUUUAUGGCAUCUGCCAUAAUUUCACAUACCAGUUUUUUAGCAGUAAGGAGUAUAUAGGAGAUAUUAAUUUUUAUAUUGAUUAUAAUACCAUAAUAAACUUUUACUUGAUUAAAAAAGAGUUAAAAUUUGGUUUUUUAAAUCUAAAACUAUCAAAAUAAAUUAGUAAAAAACAGAUGAGGUAGAAAAUAACAAUAUGAGGUAAAAUUAGGUAGAUAGUUUCAAUAAUCGAAUAAGUAGGUGUAAUAGAUAUAAUAAUAAUAAGUAGGUUUGAGAGUUGUUUUUAUUUUAUGACAAUUCAUAUUGUUUUAAGGUUUAAAAAAACUAUAAUUGCUUUAAACUACAUAGAUAUAAUUAAGUUUCAACUUCCAUCAUAAAAAAUAUGUUUUAAAAUCAUAGUUUAUUUCCAAGAUAUUAAAAAACAGAUGCUAUAAAAAAAUCAACAACAUUCUUACAAGAAACAAGUUUACUGAAAGAGUAUUAAAAAGUGUAUUCAUAUAUUUUUAUUCGUGUGUAUUUCUGAAUUAGUGGGAGAGAUUCUUAGCAACAGAUAGUUCUGUAAUUAAAAAAUGACUUAAAAAGUAAUAUCACACUAUUAUUUUAUACCAGCAAAACAAGGUAAGACCUUAACUUUCAUGAAAAUGUAGUGGUAUAUCUGUGAUAGUUUUAAUGGUCCUUUAAAGAGAUCUCUCUUCCAUUUUAUAUUUGCAGUUUACAGGUGACAAAAGUGAUAAAAGAUAAAUGAACUUAUACUUGGUGAGAAAGUUAACUUUACUCUUAAAAAACGCCUAGUCGUUUAAUUUUGUAUUACGUAACCAAAUAGAUUAAUUCAACUAUGAAAACUACCCCAGUUUUGUUUUCUGUAAUUCUUUGUAUCUCAAUGUACAAAAACUGGUUGUUUUAAAAAGUUUCCAUUUUAUAACUUGAAAACCAACAAUUAAGUUAUGUUGAUGAUCUGUGACAUUGAUUUUUUUAUAUCUUUUAAUUGAUAAGUAUUUAAUCUUUGAGUAAGAGUAUUGAAUAAACCAUGGAAUUUU
This is a messenger RNA of Diabrotica balteata, 2395 nucleotides long. Lineage: Eukaryota; Metazoa; Arthropoda; Insecta; Coleoptera; Chrysomelidae. The record is from the annotation of a GenBank genome assembly.